UGACUUUUGAAGCUUGCUACAGUAAUAUGUAGUAUAUUUUCGAUUUCAAAUCAUAUUUGUAUUUAUGUUCCAGGUUAAUGUUUGCUUAAGAAAAUAUCAAAUUUAUUCAUUAAAAUUCAAUAACACCAUCAACAAUCACAAACCUGCCAUAGUUUCGGUUGAACAAGCUAAAUCAGAGUAGACACGUGUUAUUUGUACACAAAAAAUAUGUAAUUAUCAAAUAAUUCUUGUACAAAAUAUAUUUUUACACUGUUUUAUGAUUUUAAUUUCUGAAUAAAUCCCAUAUAUUCAAAAACUUAGACAAAACAUGAUUUGCAAAAUGUUUAGCGGUUUGCAACCUUCUACAAAGUUUUUUUUUGUCUUAUUCUGCACAUUUUGAUGAGUAAAAGACACAUGAAACAUAUCAUUUGACAAGUUUCCUGGACUGUUAUUUAAAAGUUUCCAAUAAAUAAUAAAGGAAUUUAAAACCAAAAACAAUAAAAUAGAGAUAUCUCAGGAAUUUCCCGAUGAAACAUUUCGCUCUUAGAAGCAUUGGAAAGCUGAGAAAAUUUCCUAUAAGACACAUUUGAAAGUAGCGAUGACUAUUUUUUCCUGAUAAGGUUGUUCUAGAAAACACGCCGUGCAGUGUGUGUGCUCGUUGGUGGAGCUGCAGCCAGCAGAGCCUGCUUCGUGGUGUAAUCGCGAUUUUUGUUGGGCUUCUUCUUCUGGUCUGGUCCGGUUUAAGGCCGUUGUCGUAUCAGCGGGCGCACAGUUUCUUCUGUUGUCGUCGGUAACGGUGCUUUUUGCAACGAUUUGAACUAGACGCGGCGCGUGGUUCUGUGUAGCGCUCCGGAUUCGGAACUCGCGCUGAUCUCCAGCAGCUAUUGUUGAUGUACUUCGGAGGAGUACUUCGCGCGAGUGUGUCCUAAAUUGAGCCCGUUUACAUAACAAAAAAUAUUAAUCCAACCGUAGUGCCUGCUUCAGUGUGUGAGUUUGGUCGUUGUGGUCAACGGGUGUAGGACCCGCAAGAAAGGUACAACAACACUACCACAACUUUGGCUAAGCCGCGCUGAUUCAGCGUAGCAGCGCAGAAGUGCACAUCUCGGAAACACCGCAGGAGAUGUGUGUCAGUCUCAACGAGAAGGUUAGCCGUUGAUUCAGAAAAGUGCAACUCUGUGUGUGGCUGUGUGCGUUACGAGGGGGGCUAUGCCGCGAUGAUCUGCGAAAUGUGUAGAAUUCGGUGAUCUACUUUUCCUGUGCGUGCUCAAGAGUGGCUUGCCAAAACGACGCCGAUCAAGGCAAAGUAGAAGAAGCUGUUCAGUGUUGCACCAUAAAUCUCGCGAGUGAAUCACGGCGACGGUGUGUAAACAGCCAAGAAUACGACGUCGACACAAAGGUCAUUGAGCGUGAAUGUUUCUAUUUCUUGGUACGCAGCGACGACCAGCAAGUCUGAAGAUCUGUGUUGUGUGUAGAUGUUAACCGAUGACGGCUGAGCAAGUUAAAGGGGUGUAAAUUAGCGAGAGAAAAAAAAAUACGCGAGGCAAACGAAGAAGACGACGACGGCGCCUAUCAUCCUGAGCUACUUUAGGUGCAAGGUGAAGGAGCUGAGGCGCACGAGAGAUUAGAAGGAGGAGGUCCGCGGAGGAAGAGUUUUGAUUGGUGACACCCUGAUGGAAUAACAACUAUGACAUGGGAUCCUGUUCGAGACGACAUUUUUUGUUGUCAAUAUGCUUUCUGCAGUUGUUAUUCAUCAUCGAACGUCAGGUGUUCGACUUCCUCGGCUACAUGUGGGCACCGAUCCUGGUGAACUUUUUCCAUAUAAUAUUUGUGAUAUUUGGAUUCUUUGGUGCCUAUCAAUAUCGUCCAAAGUAUUUAGUAACGUACUCACUAUGGAAUCUGUUAUGGAUAGGAUGGAACGUAUUCCUAAUAUGUUUUUAUUUAAAUGUAGGACUGUUAGAUAGGGAUAGCGACUUAUUAAAUUUAGGAACCGGCAGCGUGUCAUGGUUCGAGGUCAACGGGUACGGCUGCAAGCCGACUUACCCGAUGAACAUCACCUCGGAGGACCCGUACCGGCCGGUGCGGCCCGAGCGCGUCGACGGGUGCCUGCUGGACUACCACAUACUGGAGAUUGGCCACUCCGGUGUGCAAUGCGCGCUAGCGCUUUUCGGGCUCUUCGGUGCCAUCUGUCUGGGGCAUACGUAUCUGGACGAGGACGAUAGCUUCGACUUUAUGGGAGGUGACGCGAAAAGCCCCCAGCACACGGCCGUGCAUCCGAUGUACGUGAGCUAUACAAGUUUGCCAACCACCACGAAUAGCGCCACCUCGACGCAGCUUAAGCAAGCGAAAGCUGCGGCGGCUUUGGCUGCCGUCACAACCACUGACACCGUCAUAACCGCCAACAACCACCACCUCCAUAACAAUAGUAGCUCGACCCAUUGCCUCAGUAACAGCUGCAACAACAGCAUCAACAACAACAACAAUUCUAGCGCUACUAAGCUCGGUGGUGUGAUCAAGUCGAUUAACGGUCACAACGGUGGCAAGGCUUCAUCCUCAAACACUAACACACUACUGUCCGUGUCAUCCACUUCAUCUCCGUCAUCGACGUUUACGCACUGUAACGGAAGCGGUGGUAGAGGUGGUCAGAACCACGAAACGCACGUUCCGUUGCACCAGCAGCCGUUGCCGCGACCUCUGAGUCGGAAUUCUAGCUUUAGCAACAACAAGACCCGCGGACAGCUGCGGAAGAACAGCGCCAGCGCGAGCAGUGCCAGCAUCCGGUACCAGGACGUGAUACAGCAGGGCGACCACCAGCAGGUGAUCCGCAACAACGAGGACGAUACGUUCUUCAUUCCGAAGAGUGCCUCCUGUCGGAACAACUUUGGCAUCAGCAAUCCGUUCAACAACGUAAUCAUUUCCGGCGGUCGGUACUACACGCGUAGUGGCGACACUGACAGCGUAACGCGCUUCGACGUGGACGACAGCGACAGCAGUCGACUGAUUACGGGCUCUUCGCAGCAACUGGCCGUGUCGACACCGCUCAAACGAAAUCCUUCGGUGACGUCCACCGGCAGCGGUGGCCCAGACUACCCUGCCCCACCCCGGAUAGCCAUGAGGCCACUACCCACACCACCACCAGUGCCACCCUUGCCCACAUUCCAUCCCCACCACCAACAACAAACGCCGCCCCAGCUGGACAGCCCCGGCGACACCUACCGAUUGCCAUACCAGUACGUUACCCGAUCUCCAAACCUAAACCGCAUCGCGCGACGAAACAACGCCAACCUUAUCAACAACAACAGCAACUCUGCCACCACAAGCAACUCCUCCUCGUCCUCCUCGAACCGACCCCGGGUCAUGAGCCCGCAGUACUGUGACCAAAUCCGAGGAGGCGGCGCCGCCGCGAUAGACGCCUCAGCCGGUCCCCCCGGCUAUCCGGGCCACGAAAACAACAACUACCCGGUGGCGUCGCCACCGCUGGCGAUGAUGCACCGAGCCAAGUCGCAGGAUCGACUGGCGCACCGCAGCCGGAGGCCACGGGGACAGUUUGGAGGGGCGAUUGGGCAUCACGGUCACGGUCAGCAGCAGCGGCCGCGCUCGUUCUGCAGCAAUAACGGAUCCUAUCUGGACUACAAUGUGAUCCUGGAGCAUCCGGGGAAUUAGGGAUAAAGCACGCGACACUCUCUAUGUUAAGAUUUUGUACUGUACUGUUAUGAGCUAUUUUUUUUAUUGUUCUGGAUACACGCAGCUUCUCUCUUGGUUAUGUUGGAUAAUGUGCUCGUUGAAAUUUGAAAAAGUGUGGUCGCCAAGUUACCUACUUGUAAAGGGACGUUUGGAUGAAAUUUAUAAGAGGACAUUGUUUGUAACAUGCGCAUCAAACAAAAAUAAAAAAAGUUACAUCAAAUGUUUUGGGGCCACAAUGUUUAAUUUCAAUCAAAUCACGUUAAAAAUACCUUUUUAUCAUUUAAUACCCCAUUCGCAUGGGCGAGUUAUAACCGUUUUUAAAACCUCAACUGUCAAAGUUGUAAAAAUUAAAACCUUGUUUACAUUUUAAAACCGGCUAUAAGUAGCCCAGGCUUUUCAUAUGAUGGAGUUGUAUGGCACUCAUGAUAAACUUGCUUGAUUCGAAUCCCAAGUAGACGGGAGUAUCAUCUAGUAAUCCAAUCAUAAAAUUUACCUUUUUUGACAUUUGGGGUCAUCCAUUUGCCCACAGCAAAAUAUUCUAAAAUCAAAUCAAACCAUCCACAUUAACGACCCCCGGGUCUUUUGUGGUCUCUAUUGCAAGUUUCUGCUCGAACCUAGGAGUCCGAAGGCUUGAAUGGAGAGAGCACCCAAACCUCUUUCUACUCCAAGGAACCUUCCACCCUAGUGUUUGAACUGACGACCUUUGGAUUGCGAGUCCAACCGCCGCCAGCGAUUCCACCGGAGCAGGCUUGGUUUGGUGUGUUGUUUGUACUUAUGGCAUGGAGACGACUCCUACACCUGGAAUGACUUAACGGCCUAACAACCAAGGCCGGGACCGACAUUUUACUUCUCAUCCGAUGGAAGGUUGGAGCAGAUGGGAAUCGAACCCAGAAUCAUCCGCUUACAAAGCGGACAGCGUAACCAUUCGGCCACGCACUGCCACAAAAUAUUCUAGCAUUAUUCUAAAAAUGGUAAAUAUUAUGCUUGAUUGUUGUUAUUUCGAUAGGCUUUUCUUGGUAAAAUAACAGAUUCCUAUAAAUAUGAAAAAAAAUUGCCUUAUUUUCACAUUGAUCGCUAACUAAAAUUUUGAUCUCGCCAUCGAAAAACGAAGUUGACUUUAUAGCUGGCCAUCAUUGCUAGUACCAACCACUAGUGUCUUCCUUUUAACUACAAGGACUUCGCCGCCCUGGGCUUCUAAGUGUAUGAAAGUAUGGCACGGAGCGACGGCGCCGAAUACCCAUAUUUACACAAAGAAUUUUAGAGCGCCCGCCGCGGGAUUCGAACCAGCGACCUCUGGAUUGUGAGUCCAGUGCGCGGCCCGAUUGAUCCACACGGGCGGGACAUCUCGCCAUCGUGUUCCUCAGAAAAUCUUAGGAUUUCCAAUUUUGAUCAAUGUUUUAUUUUUAGUUCACGAGAUGUUAAAUUUUUAAUUUUCAUUUCAAUAAAGGACUGCGUCAAUAGAUUUUCCAUCGAGUUUUCUUAAAAAUAAGUCUUGGAUAAUAUACUACGAUUUGUGGUUCUAUAUUUAUUGUAGGUUAAAAAU
This is a messenger RNA of Culex pipiens pallens (northern house mosquito), 5203 nucleotides long. It is a transcript of the gene NKAIN, whose product is annotated as sodium/potassium-transporting ATPase subunit beta-1-interacting protein. NCBI's taxonomy places the organism in Eukaryota, Metazoa, Arthropoda, Insecta, Diptera, Culicidae. Gene Ontology annotation, biological process: regulation of sodium ion transport. The coding region runs from base 1669 to 3639 and encodes 656 amino acids. The transcript has 6 exons. The record is from RefSeq and is a predicted model, not a curated record.